AUGCCUUCCUCCAAGCCAAAGCCUUCCGAAGUUGCCGCUGAGACGAAGAGACACUACAUCCCAGCCAUAAGAUCCGAGUAUGCACAUCAGUGGCCAACGCACUCUUACCUUUUUCAAAAGCCCUUGGAGCAGAUCCCACUGAAUUCCUUGAGCCAAUUACCGCCUCCCCCAGAGUUCUACGUCUGCCCAGGAGACCCAGUCGACUUCACCAUCGAUUGGAAAGAGCGUGUGAGCACACGGAUACCAUUCAUCUGCGCCGCCAACGAUAAAAGACCUGGCGGAGAUUGGGAGACCGGCGUCGUAGGCUACGAGGAGAGGCUGUGUAGACGUAGCAAUCUCUCCGCCACGCUGAGUACUCCUGGACCAGGUUCGGAGGUCGAUUACAACUACCCCAUUCCGUCCGAAGGUGGAAUCUACUCAGAGUACGUUGUCGUUUUCCGCGGGCCACACGACCAGUACAAGAAGUUGGAUCAAUGGUACGAUCUUCCCGUCGUCUCGAUGCCCGCCGCCCGGUGGCCCAAACUGAGCCAGAUGGGUUCGAAAUACGCCUUCCCGCUGGAACGAGACCUGGUCAAGAACAAGAUCCGCGCAGCACUCAGGAUCUGCGUGUACUACGGCCACAGGUCCGUGGUGAUAGGAGACUUCGGCCUGGGAAACGGCCACCGCAACCCUCCGCAGGAGAUUGCUGAGCUCUGGCGGGAGGUUUUCCUAUACGAUCCUGAUAUACGGGGGCGUUUCGACUACGUCGCCUUCGUGUUCGAAGACCUCUACCAGAGAACGGCGAAGCUCAUCCUCGACGACAUCGCCAAGAAGAGCAAAGGCGGCCACUCCAGCAGCUCCAAGGGCAAGUCCAAGUCGCACGGCAGCUCGAGCUCGAGCUCGGCUGGUGGUCCUACCGUGCCCAGCGACUUCGAGAUAUUCCAGCAUGUCUUUGACGCCAGCGAGAUACAGGGUGUCAUGAGUAGGCCUGACCCCCGGUACGGCAUUUCUAUGCUCACGUCGUGA
This is a messenger RNA of Anthostomella pinea, 1005 nucleotides long. NCBI's taxonomy places the organism in Eukaryota, Fungi, Ascomycota, Sordariomycetes, Xylariales, Xylariaceae. The record is from the annotation of a GenBank genome assembly.